AUGGCUGAAGAGAAGCCGUCCGUCCUCAUUAUUGGAGGCUUGGGCUAUAUCGGCCGCUUCCUCGCCCAACAUAUCCACCAGAACAACCUUGCGUCCGAGAUGCGACUCGUUGACAAGGUGCUGCCCCAGCUUGCCUGGCUGGCUCCUGAAUUCUCCGAGGCUUGCUCCCAGAGCAACUUUAUGCAAGCCGAUGCCAGCAAACCAGAGGCUCUAGUUAAAGUAUUUGACCGACCCGACGGCAAACAGUGGGACUAUGUCUUCAACUGCGGUGGCGAGACGAGAUAUUCUCAGGAAGAUGAAAUUUACAAGCUGAGAUCUUUGGAGCUUUCCAUUGCUGUCGGAAAGGAGGCCGCCAAAAGAAAAGUAAAGGCCUUUAUUGAGCUGAGCACAGGCAUGGUGUACAAGCCCGACUCAUCACCGAGCAAAGAGGGAGAUAAACUGAAGCCGUGGAGCAAAAUUGCCGUUUUCAAACUGCAGGCAGAGGAGGAGCUCGCCAAGAUUGAAGGGCUUAAUCUUGCGAUUGUCCGCCUAGCUCAUGUAUACGGUCCGUAUGCGUCUCAGUGGGUUGCAACGGGCCUGUGCAUGGCUCGCGUUUACCAGCAUAUCGAAGGAGAAAUGAAGUGGCUGUGGACCAAGGACCUGCGGACUAACACGGCGCACAUCCACGAUGUAACACGAGCCCUUUGGGACAUUGCCGUUUGGUACGACGCUGGCAAAGCCAACUGGAAAGAGGCCGAGAUGGGCAAAGUGCCGACUUUCAAUGUGGUGGACAAGGGCACCACCACACAGGGAACCAUGGCUGAAAUCAUUGGCGAGAUUUUCAAGAUCGAAACGGGAUUUCAGGGAACGCUGAUUAGUAGUUUCGCGAAACUGAACCUGGAAAGCGUGGUGGAUGAUGUCAAUGACGAGGUCCUCGGCCCUUGGGCUGAUCUAUUGGCCGAUGCUGGCAUUACACGACCCGGCCCUCUGACACCCUUUAUGGAGAAGGAGCUUCUCAAAGACACAGACCUCAGCAUGGACGGUAGCCGACUGGAAACUGUUUUGGGCUUCAAGUACGAGAAACCCGCUGUCACAAAGGAGCUGAUUGAGGAAGUCAUCGAGAGCUACAAGAGGAUGAAGUGGUGGCCAUGA
Molecule: messenger RNA, 1131 nt
Organism: Trichoderma gamsii
Lineage: Eukaryota; Fungi; Ascomycota; Sordariomycetes; Hypocreales; Hypocreaceae
Exons: 3
Coding region: 1-1131 (376 amino acids)
Source: RefSeq, a predicted model, not a curated record